AGCAUCGCUCCUCUUCGGCUGCUCACGGUAACAAAAUGUCAACACUGCUUGGCAGGAAGUGGUGCUUGGUCCUUGUUGUAACGUGACGACCAGUUGAACUAGUCGACAGAAUUGUUGGGACAACAAACUCAUCUUUUGACGUUCCGAAUAUCGGGAGAUGGACAGUCACAGAAGGGGAACACCAUGGGGAAAGCUGGUCAAAGUGGAUUCCAGUGGAACUGAAGUGCUGCUUUUCAACAGGGAAUGCACCAUUGGCCGGAAAAAGGGAUGUGAUUUGGCCUUUCCUGCCAACAAACUGGUCUCGGGGGAGCACUGCAAGAUUGUACAAGAUGAAAACUCAGGACAGGUGUGGCUUGAAGACAUGAGCACCAAUGGUACAGUGAUCAACAUGGCCAAACUGGUCAAAAAACAAACUCAUAUGCUUCAAAACGGUGACGUCAUCUACUUUGUAUACAGGAAAAAUGAACCUGAGCAAAACAUUGCUUAUGUAUACUACGCAAUCCAAACAGAGCACGGUGUUUUGCAAGAUGAUCACAACUUGUCAGUCCACGAUCCCGCUGUCCUUGCAUCCUCCGAGAUGACGCUGUCUGUGGAGCCUGUCAUGCUCACAAAAGCUCCUCGGGAUCUAAAUCGGGAAGAACCUCAGCCGUCCACCUCUACUUCCCACCUCUGUUUUGAGCAACCUUUUACACCUGGACUUCCAUCAGCCAGUGCAUGUCUUAAGUCUGGCAGCCAGUCGAGCAAUGUGGCCCAAACACCAGAGAAAGCACACAACGAUUUGGAGCCAGAAUGCAAGAAGAGAAAAACUGAGAUAGAACCCUCAUCCGUCAUACAGACAACAUCAUCAACUGGAAGUGUUAUGGCUCAAGCACCAGCAGAAGAGACCAAGACGGAUAAGAUGGAGGAAUCUCUGACAUGCAUUAUUUGCCAGGACCUCCUUUAUGACUGUGUCAGCUUGCAACCUUGCAUGCACACGUUCUGUGCUGCCUGCUACUCUGGCUGGAUGGAGCGAUCUUCUUUUUGUCCUACGUGCCGCUGCCCUGUGGAAAGGAUCCGUAAGAACCACAUCCUCAACAACCUGGUAGAAGCCUACCUCAUCCAACACCCAGAAAAGUGUCGCAGUGAGGAGGAUAUGAAGAGCAUGGACAGCCGCAACAAGAUUACUCAAGACAUUUUGCAGCCAAAAGUUGAGCGUUGUUUAUCCGAAGAGGAGGGCAGUUCAGAUUACCCUUUUGAAUUCUCCGACAAUGACAGCGACUCCUCUGACAUUAGUCAGCCUCUAAUAAUCUGCAGACAGUGUCCAGGCUACAGGAAAGAGGUCGGUCAGAGGCUGUUUGCCACAGGCUCAAACUACUGGCUUCCGGGUCCUCCAGUCCCACCUCCUGUGUCUCCUCCUCUUCCACCUCCUAUCACACCAGCUGCAGAAGAAGGUUCUGCAAAGCCUUUCGGCGAAGAGCCCUCAACGUCGUCUGACAACCCACCAGCUCCUCUGGAGUACCGCUGUCACCCUCUAGGCUGUCAUCUGAUGUGUAGCUGCUGCCUGCAGCCAAUGCCAGACAGACGGGCUGAGUUGAACAGCCAGCAGCAAUGUUCGCAGUGCCAGCGUCCUUUCUGUCACAUUUAUUGGGGUUGCCAGAAGAUUGGCUGUCAAGGCUGCCUGGCUCGAGUCAGUGAGCUCAAUCUGACGGACAAAUGCCUGGACGGUGUGCUGAAUAACAAUAGCUAUGAAUCUGAGAUCCUAAAGAAUUAUUUGUCCUCCAGAGGCAAGACAUGGAGGGAUCUGCUCAAGGAGGCUGUGCAUGACUUGCAACAGGGGAAAUUUUGCCUUUCAGAUCAAAGUAUUUCUGCAAAUACAAUCCUUUGCGUUUGCUGCGGCCUGAUGGUCUUCAAGGAGUUGGCGUACAAGUACAGACAGAACAUUCCUCAGUCUGAACUACCAGCUGCUGUAUUGUCUCGGCCCGACUGCUACUGGGGACGUAACUGUCGUACACAGGUGAAAGCUCAUCAUGCGAUGAAGUUCAACCACAUAUGUGAGCAGACCCGCUUCAAGAGCUGAGUGAACAAAGCUGCUGUUCAACUCACAGCACAACGGAGACACAUCUCAUCUGGUAGCAUUCUGCCUGCUGAAGCUGGCCCUGUUAUGCACACAAAAAUAUUAAUUCAAAAAAAAAAAUUCCAUUCAGAUUGGACUAUGUGAAGUACCUUUAUGCACAUUACAGUUUAGGUAUGGGGGGUUGAGAUUUUGAUUUUAUAUUUUGUCUGGCUGCUGCAUUUUUUAGGGUCUCCUGGCAGACCAGACAACCGCUUUGCUUAGAUUAGCAGCCAAAUGUGCGUUGUAUCCUCUCAUCCUUAUGUAGACCUGCUGAUUUGUGUAUAGUUUGUGAUCAAAUUUACUGUCAUACGAAGUUCCUGUCUUAGAAUUAAGAGCUUCCCCUGUGUGCACUCAUUGAAACGAUGACGUGAAAUACAGAUUUUAGGCAUUUUCUGAGAGUAUAGCUCCCAUGUAUAUUACAUAUUAUUGAAGUCGCCAAAGUGAUGCUCUUGAGUUGCAUUUUGGCAAGACACCAAGUGCCACGGGCAGCGAUUACUAGGCAUGAGUGCGUAGCUGCAUACGGACAGGACUUGAUUCCCAUACACAAGGUUGCCAUGUAAUAAAGGCUAAGCCGCAAGCAGCCAGUCGUCGCGCAUCAAGCUGAGGCUGAUGUUAGACUGAAGUUGAUUACUUUUACAGUGCUGUUUUUCGCUAAACAAAUUAACCAGAACAAUCAGUGCAAACCAUGGUUUUUCGAAAUGGAAAUCUGUUCCGUUUACCUGAUGCAGUUUAUUCUCCACUUUGCUCAUUAUGCAAAUUAUUUUCAUUCGAGGCUCUUUGUUUUAUAAUGAGAACACGGUUAGUGAGUGGGAAGGAUUGGGAUAGUUCCAAAUGUUAUCUUGUUUCUCAGGUUUAUGACGCUGCUGUAGAAGUUCAGUGUGUACAGUAUAUAGAGCCGUGUAUGUUUAUGACACGUUAGAAAACUCUGUAUACUCAUCACCUGGGAGGCAAUGGGAUGUGCCUCCACAUUAUGUCAAAAAUUCCUUAUCAUAAUACAAUGUUUCUGAAAACA
Molecule: messenger RNA, 3104 nt
Organism: Hippocampus comes (tiger tail seahorse)
Lineage: Eukaryota; Metazoa; Chordata; Actinopteri; Syngnathiformes; Syngnathidae
Gene: chfr
Product: checkpoint with forkhead and ring finger domains, E3 ubiquitin protein ligase
Exons: 18
Coding region: 158-2056 (632 amino acids)
Biological process (GO): protein ubiquitination; mitotic cell cycle checkpoint signaling; ubiquitin-dependent protein catabolic process
Cellular component (GO): nucleus
Molecular function (GO): protein binding; ubiquitin-protein transferase activity
Source: RefSeq, a predicted model, not a curated record